GUACUAUUAAAAUAUAUAACAUAAAGAUAAAAUAUGGCAGGGAGUGGAUCUAUCAUAAUACCAAACAUAACACAAUUACAUGAGAAUGAUCAUGCUUCUGCUUCUAACAUAGAUUAUUCUAGUAUCAGAGGAAAGAAUGUUUUAGUUAGUCCAUCGGAAGAUCAAUAUGAACUGUUACUUAGACGCUUAAGGGAUAGAAUUCAAGAUGGUGGCAGCGAAACAAUAUUUGAUAUUGGUAUUGGUGAAGAUGGUUCAGAAGAUGGCUUGAAAGAAGAUGAAUAUGAAGCAUCUGUUGCUACUUUACAGUCUCUGGCUGCAACAUUAGAAGCAGAUUGUGUGCUUUUACGUCAGAGUAAAGUAGAUCAAGGCCUUAUAGGACAAUAUUUAGUUCGAAGACGUUUAGAUAGACAGGAUUUCUUAGAAAUUAGAGUGGCUGUUGUUGGAAAUGUUGAUGCUGGAAAAUCAACACUACUGGGUGUAUUAACACAUGGAGAACUUGAUAAUGGUCGAGGCCUGGCACGUCAGAAAUUAUUUCGUCAUAAACAUGAAGCUGAAACUGGGCGUACUAGUUCAGUUGGAAAUGAUAUUCUGGGAUUUGAUAGUAUUGGUAAUGUAGUAAAUAAACCAGAACAUGGAUCUUUGGACUGGGUUAAAAUAUGUGAGAAAUCUUCUAAAGUUAUUACAUUUAUUGAUCUUGCUGGGCAUGAAAGAUAUUUAAAAACCACUGUUUUUGGAAUGACAGGUCAUGCUCCUGAUUUUGGUAUGUUAAUGGUAGGAGCAAAUGCCGGUAUUGUUGGAAUGACAAAAGAACAUCUAGGUUUAGCCUUAGCUCUAUCAGUUCCAGUAUUCGUUGUAGUUACUAAAAUUGAUAUGUGUCCACCAAAUAUAUUACAAGAAAAUUUAAAACUGUUAAUAAGGAUUUUAAAGUCCCCUGGUUGUAGGAAAGUGCCUGUCACUGUGAAAACACCUGAUGAUGUUGUUGUUAGUGCUACUAAUUUUGUAUCAGAACGAUUAUGUCCCAUAUUUCAAGUAUCCAAUGUAACAGGAGAAAAUUUAAAUCUUCUUAAAAUGUUUCUAAAUUUACUAACUGCAAGAAUGAUUAGUCAUGAAGAUGAACCAGCAGAAUUCCAAAUAGAUGAUACAUAUUCAGUACCAGGAGUUGGUACUGUAGUUUCUGGAACAACAUUAAAAGGUGUUAUAAAAUUAAAUGAUACCCUACUAUUAGGACCCGAUCCCUUAGGUCGUUUUAUUCCAAUUGCAGUAAAAAGUAUACAUAGAAAAAGAAUGCCUGUUCGUGAAGUAAGAGGUGGUCAAACUGCUAGUUUUGCAUUGAAGAAAAUUAAAAGAUCACAUAUUAGAAAAGGUAUGGUAAUGGUUGCACAAGUAUUAAAUCCACAGGCUUGUUGGGAAUUUGAAGGUGAAAUUCUUGUACUGCAUCAUCCUACAACAAUAAGUUCUUGUUACCAAGCAAUGGUACACUGUGGAAGUAUAAGACAAACGGCAUCCAUAAUUUCUAUGUCACGAGAUUGUUUAAGAACAGGAGACAAAGCUUUAGUCCGCUUCAGAUUUAUAAAACAUCCUGAAUAUAUAAAACCAGGACAAAGAAUGGUAUUUCGAGAAGGACGCACUAAAGCAGUAGGCAAUGUAGUCAAAUUUAUUCCAUAUUCUAAUACUACAGUUUUUUCAACAUGCAGAGUUAAUAAACCAAAUAAAGCAAAAACAUCUCAAAAUCGACAAAGCUCUUCAUCUACGAUGCAAUCAUUAAAUACAACCGAAACAAAUUCUCCAUUUGAAGGACAGACAUCAAAGCAAGAAAAUUUGCUUCAAAAAUCUAAUAAACGUCAAAAUAAAAAAGGUAGAGGAUGA
This is a messenger RNA of Eufriesea mexicana, 1866 nucleotides long. It is a transcript of the gene GTPBP1, whose product is annotated as GTP-binding protein 1. The record is from RefSeq and is a predicted model, not a curated record. The transcript is spliced from 10 exons. Lineage: Eukaryota; Metazoa; Arthropoda; Insecta; Hymenoptera; Apidae. The coding region runs from base 34 to 1866 and encodes 610 amino acids. Gene Ontology annotation, biological process: translational elongation. Gene Ontology annotation, molecular function: GTP binding; translation elongation factor activity; GTPase activity.